AUGGGAUUGGCGAGUAAAUUGGCGGCAGCCCAAGGAGGCCAAGCACCCGUGGCAAACUACGGCUCCCAGCAGUACCCACCCCAAGGCCAGCAGCAGCAGGGCGGCGUACCGCCACCCGGAGGUGCACAAGGCGGAGCUGGCUACCGUACGUGA
This is a messenger RNA of Recurvomyces mirabilis, 153 nucleotides long. RefSeq lists its product as uncharacterized. The transcript has 2 exons. Lineage: Eukaryota; Fungi; Ascomycota; Dothideomycetes; Mycosphaerellales; Teratosphaeriaceae. The coding region runs from base 1 to 153 and encodes 50 amino acids. The record is from RefSeq and is a predicted model, not a curated record.